AUGAGACCAUUAACAGAAGAAGAAACCAAAGUUGUAUUUGAAAAGUUAGCUAAUUACAUAGGACGAAACAUCUCCUUCCUUAUAGAUAACCCAACAAAUCCACAUGUAUUCCGACUCCAAAAAGAUCGAGUUUAUUACGUUUCUGAUCAAAUAGCAAAGUUUGCUACCAGUGUAUCCCGUAAUAACUUAAUGUCCUUGGGAACUUGUUUUGGUAAGUUUACCAAGACUGGUAAAUUCAGAUUACACAUCACUGCAUUACCUUACUUAGCUCAAUAUGCCAAGUUUAAAGUAUGGAUUAAGACCAAUGGUGAAAUGCCAUUCUUGUACGGAAACCAUGUAUUAAAGGCUCAUGUUGGUAGAAUGAGUGAUGACAUACCAGAACAUGCUGGACUUAUUGUAUACUCCAUGAACGAUGUUCCUUUAGGGUUUGGUGUAAGUGCUAAAUCUACGAAUGAAGCUAGAAGUUUAGCUCCUACUGGUAUUGUUGCAUUUAGACAAGGUGAUAUUGGUGAAUACUUGAGAGAUGAAGAUACUUUAUUUACAUAG
Spathaspora passalidarum NRRL Y-27907 is the source of this 546-nucleotide messenger RNA. It is a transcript of the gene NIP7, whose product is annotated as ribosome biosynthesis protein. NCBI's taxonomy places the organism in Eukaryota, Fungi, Ascomycota, Pichiomycetes, Serinales, Debaryomycetaceae. The transcript has a single exon. The record is from RefSeq and is a predicted model, not a curated record. The coding region runs from base 1 to 546 and encodes 181 amino acids. Gene Ontology annotation, cellular component: nucleus; nucleolus; preribosome, large subunit precursor. Gene Ontology annotation, biological process: ribosomal large subunit biogenesis; ribosome assembly. Gene Ontology annotation, molecular function: RNA binding.